This is a messenger RNA of Megalobrama amblycephala (Wuchang bream), 3181 nucleotides long. It is a transcript of the gene sparcl1, whose product is annotated as SPARC-like 1. The transcript has 11 exons. NCBI's taxonomy places the organism in Eukaryota, Metazoa, Chordata, Actinopteri, Cypriniformes, Xenocyprididae. The record is from RefSeq and is a predicted model, not a curated record. The coding region runs from base 554 to 2434 and encodes 626 amino acids. Gene Ontology annotation, molecular function: collagen binding; calcium ion binding; protein binding. Gene Ontology annotation, biological process: anatomical structure development.
AACCAAAUUAGGUCCAGAGUUAAUAAAAUAGACUGACAACCAGUUGGCAAAGAUUCAAGGUCUGAAAAAAGCACUGGGCGCCAUCUACAGGUGGCUUUUAAUAUCUGCUUUAUCAAAAUUCCCUGUCCCAGGGCUGCUGAAAUGCUCAAGAUCUGACAAUCUGCCAAGUACCAGGAGGGUUUCUUCUUUGUUUUCCCCACAGAUUUAUUAAAUGUUUUAGAAAAGCACAACUAAACUGUUCAAAUAAAAUGUUAACAAUUUUAAUCCAAAACUGAUAAUAAAAUGGAAAGUUAGUUCAAAGUAUUACGUUGUAUUUUUGUGUCACUCUCCAACUCUCUGUUCUUCACCCCACCCCCACCCCUCCUGAAGCUUCAGUUAGUUGUCUCUCUUUGUGCCCCAGAACAGAUGAAGGGCAUCUGAUGUACAGUGCUGAGGGGGAGGCAUAAGGGAGUCAGAGGUACUUUGACUGGCUGCCUCUCUGUGACUUUCUGCAACGUGAAAUUUACAGAUUUAAGAUUCCUCCCCUUUCUAUUGGCAACCUCAGAGCUCAGUAAUGAAGAAAGACCUGUUUCUCUUCUGCUUUUUGGUCUCUGCACUGGCUGCAUAUGUACAAAGUAAGCCUCGUGAAAAACAUCAGCAUGUCAAACACAGCCCAACUCCACAAGAGGAGUCAGUGAAGCUUCAUGACAGUAAGGAUGGAGUUCUGCCCACAUUUCUACCUUUUGAGUCCAGCUCUCAGGAUGAGGACAUGAGUGAAGAGAAGGAAAGCCAUGUGGUGAUGAAGCAAGCGGGAGCAGAAGAGCUUGAAGGUUCAGAGGGAGGUGAUAAGAAUACACCUUUGCUCCUGAGUGAGGAGGCACUGACUCAGCUUCUGCAGGUCUCUGAGGAGGCAGAGGAAACUGUGGAGGAGGAUGAAGAUGAUAAUGACGGUCCAGAAAAAGACAAAGAAGUUAAGGAGAUGGAGGAGGAGGGGAAGGAAAAUGGAGAAUCUACAAUGGAGAAUGAAGAUGAAAUUGAGAAGAGCGAAGGUGAGGAUGCAAAGGAGACUGACAGCAGUACUGAUUCAGAGAUACCAAUGGAUUUGGACUAUGCAGCUGACCGUGAUGCUUCACAGCCACUAUACAUCAAGCUAGAGGAGGCCAAAGCUUCAACCAUCAACACUAUGGAAAAAGACAUGGCGGAAACAAUUAAAGAUGUGAUACCUACAGCCACAAUGGACUAUGAUUCCCAGCAAUCCAGCAACGAUUCAGAGGACAUUGCAGAGGAGCAGGAAGUGCCAGCAGAGCAAACCCAAGAUGAGCUGAAAGAGCCUUUUCAAGACACUGACAAUGAAAAAAAGAAGAGUGAUCAACAGGAUGAGAAGAAUAGCAUUGAACCUGAAACUACUAUUCUUUCUAGUGGCAAGAAAGCAAAGGAGAAGAAGAAGCAAAAGAAUGAAAGUAAUAGACAUGGAAAGACCAAAGCCAAGAAGCAGCGAAACAACCAGCAGCUGGAGAAGAUGCAAAGUGACCAAGCAGGUGCAAUGGAAGCCAAUGAGGAACAUGCUCAGAGGAAAGACCCUGAAAAAGUGGUGGAGCCCACUGAAAACACAGAGUCUAAACCCAGAAAGAAGAAUGGAAAAUGGACUCGUUUGGUGGGGAUGAAUCCAGUACAGAUCAGGGCCACUAUGGAGCUUUACCCUGACAUUCGACCCACCCAUCGGCCCAGCGGACAGGGGGUGCCAGCUGACCCCUGUGAGAACUUUCGCUGUAAAAGAGGGAAGACAUGCAAAAUAAAUGAUGAGAACAAACCCGUCUGUGUGUGUCAGGAGCCGUCAGAAUGUCCUCCCAGUGUAAACGAUUUUGACCAUGUAUGUGGAACUGACAAUAAGACAUAUGACACAUCCUGUCAACUCUUUGCCACCAAGUGUGGCCUUGAUGGGACCAAAAUAGGCCACAGACUUCACCUGGACUACACUGGAUCCUGUAAAUUUAUUGCUCCAUGUCUAGAGUCAGAGCUGGUGCAGUUCCCUCUGCGCAUGCGGGACUGGCUGAAGAACGUGCUUCUGCAGUUAUAUGAGCAUGACUCCAUGUCUCCUGGCUUUCUCACAGCUAAACAAAGAAUCAGGGUUCAGAAGAUUUAUGAGAGUGAGAGGCGUCUUCAUGCAGGCGAUCACACCGUCGAGCUUCUACUGCGGGACUUUGAGAAGAACUACAACAUGUACAUCUAUCCAGUGCACUGGCAGUUUGCACAAAUGGACCAACAUCCUUCAGACAGGUUUCUUUCUCACUCUGAGCUGGCUCCACUACGUGUUCCCCUGGUUCCCAUGGAGCAUUGCACCUCAGUCUUUUUCCAAAAGUGUGAUGCUGACAAGGACAAACUAGUCUCCUUCAAAGAGUGGUGCAGCUGCUUUGGCAUUAAGGAAGAGGAUAUGGAUUCCAAUCUGCUGUUCUGAGCACGAGCGAGUGCCUAAACAGGAGCAAAUGAAGGUUGUGUCUCCUUUGAAGAACUGUGGCAGAGAUAAUUCUGCUGGAGGUCUGUUCAGUGAAAUAGUACUGUUUUUUCUUUUAUGUCUAAUGAUCAUGAUGGACAAGAAUGUCUAAAAACCUUUUCUUUUUGAUGCAUUAUAUGUGUAGCUUAUUGGUUAUUAAAAAUGAAAGGAACUAUAGUUAAUAAUUUAGUUCAGAAAAUGAAUUUAAAAAGUGUAGUUUUAGUUUGAGUGUUUUUGUAUGCAUUCCAGUGAGGGAAAAGUUUACAUAGUGAAUAAAAGAACAAAAUAAAAGAGAUUUUAUAAAAAUGUUGCAAAAUUAUUUCAGAUAAUGAGGAAAAAUGCCACUCUUAUAUGUGCUUGUUGUUGAAUAAUUAGCCUACAUAUUUAUUCCAAAUUAUAUUAAUGUCUUGAAUGAAUCAGGAAUUAAUGUUUUUUUUGUUUGUUUGUUUUUUAAAUCCACCAAGCAUUUUUAUGACCAUGUAAAAUAAAUCUUAAACAUGACUUCCUUAAAACUCGAUAACUGAUAAUAUCAUCAAGUUCCAGUUCAAUUUGCAUAGCAAGUUUUAUGUCCUCUGUCAUAAGCCUUGGAAGCUUUGUUACACACACUUACAACAUGUUACUGUGUUUGGAAAAGUAAUGUGUGGGUUAUGACCACUGUAAUAAAAAAUAAUAAUAAAAAAAACCCUUAGGAAGUCAUUAAAUUACUGCUGU